CAUUUCUUACUCUUUUAGGUUUAGAACUUUAGAUUACGCGUCACUCGUCCGCCUCUGCCUCUCCCUCUCCCUCUCCCUCGCGCAACCUCCGGCGUCUGGCGAAACCCAUCUGUCUUCUCCUCCUCCUCAGACCCGAGACACAUCUCAUAUCUCAAUCCCUUCGAUCUCUCUUACUCUCACUUCGUCUAUCUUCAACCGCCAUCAACUGCCUCUCGAAUUUCUUUGAUUUCGCACGGUUUAAGCCAAGAUGGCGAAGAAGAAGGAAAAGAAGGUAAAUGUGUCUGGGAAACCAAAGCAUUCUCUGGAUGUUAACCGAAGCAAUGAGAAAAACAAGAAUGGGCGUACUGCUGCCACUGUGCGACGACUUAAGAUGUAUAAUACGAGGCCAAAACGUGAUCGGAAAGGGAAGGUGUUGAAGAAUGACCUUCAGUCUAAUGAGUUACCUGACACACGAAUUCAACCUGAUCGCCGCUGGUUUGGGAAUACCCGAGUUGUAAACCAGAAAGAGCUUGAAAUUUUCCGUGAAGAGCUUGAAAAACGAAUGUCAAGUAGCUAUAAUGUGAUUUUGAAGGAAAGGAAACUGCCCCUUUCCCUGUUGAACGACCAUCAGAAGCAAUCCAGAGUCCAUCUUCUCGACACAGAACCUUUUCAGGAUGCAUUUGGGCCUAAGGGGAAGAGAAAGCGACCAAAGCUUUUGGCUGCGGACUAUGAGUCGUUACUUCAGAAGGCUGACAAGUCCCAUGAUGACUUUGAGGAAAAGUAUGCUGAAAAUGCUACUGUAGAGGGAAGUGAAGAAGAUGGUUUUAGAGACCUAGUUCGACAUACUAUGUUUGAGAAGGGUCAAAGUAAACGUAUAUGGGGUGAGCUCUACAAAGUAAUCGAUUCUUCAGAUGUUGUUGUCCAGGUUCUAGAUGCAAGAGAUCCACAAGGAACAAGGUGUUACCAUUUAGAGAGACAUUUGAAAGAGCAUUGCAAGCAUAAACACGUGGUUCUUCUGUUAAAUAAGUGUGAUUUGAUUCCUGCUUGGGCAACAAAGGGAUGGCUUAGAGUGUUAUCUAAAGAAUAUCCAACUCUAGCGUUUCAUGCAAGCAUCAAUAAAUCCUUUGGAAAGGGUUCUCUUCUAUCCGUGCUGAGGCAAUUUGCCCGCUUAAAAAGUGACAAGCAAGCUAUCUCUGUGGGAUUUGUUGGGUAUCCCAAUGUUGGGAAGUCAUCUGUAAUUAACACUCUACGGACUAAGACUGUAUGCAAAGUUGCACCUAUUCCAGGAGAAACUAAAGUUUGGCAGUAUAUAACUCUUACAAAGAGGAUUUUCUUGAUUGACUGCCCGGGAGUCGUUUAUCAAAAUAGUGACACUGAAACUGAUAUUGUCCUUAAGGGCGUGGUACGAGUUACAAAUUUGGAGGAUGCAUCGGAACAUAUUGGAGAAGUAUUGAAGCGUGUGAAGAAGGAACACCUUGAAAGAGCGUACAAGAUAAAAAACUGGGAGGACGACAACGACUUUUUAGUUCAGCUUUGCAAAUUGUCCGGCAAGCUCCUAAAGGGUGGUGAGCCUGACUUAACGACUGCAGCAAAAAUGGUCCUUCAUGACUGGCAGAGGGGAAAACUUCCCUUUUUUGUUCCACCACCUCGAGUUGAAGACGAGUCAGAAGAACCCAACUAUUGUGUUGAUGAUGACUCGGGUGUGGAUAGCAAUCAAGCUGCAGCUGCUUUCAAAGCCAUUGCAAAUGUGAUAUCAUCUCAACAGCAAAGAAGUGUGCCUGUUCAAAGGGAUCUGUUUAGUGAAAAUGAAUUGAAUGGCGAGACAUCCGACCAGAUUCUAGUAUCUGAGGAUGAAUUGCAAGCUCCUCUUUCUGACACUGAGGGAAAGACAUUGGGAGAUCAGGACGACAAAAACGAAGAUGAGCAUGCAAUUACAAGCUGAGGUCAUCUGGUGAUAUUUUCCUGCUUAAUUACAUCUUUGUUGUAUCUUUUUGUUUUGCCAGUGCUUCUCUUCCAUCUUUUACUUUAGGCUCUUAGCAAAGAUAGGCCUUAAAUUCUUAGCUUUAAAUCUUUCUUUAGUUAUAUCUGUUAGGGAAGGCCAAAAAAGUUAAUCCUAUAAUAUAUAUAUAACAUGUCUAGUCUCCCUACAUUAGUUUGGAAACAAAUUUUGGGAUAGGUCAUUAAAAGCAUUUCUAUUUAUUGCAACAGAUUGCAAAAGAAAACAGUGCCCAAUCUUCUUUGUUCACAUUAUUGAAAUGAUAUGUCCCAUAAAUGGUUUUCAAAUUUAGAAAAAGCAUAGGCUGAAAAUUCUUUUCAUUUUACAGCUGGGACAUAAAAAAUUGGAUGGCUAUAUCUUAAUGAUAGUAGUGAGAGAGGGAAGGAAAGGGGAUGUCUUGGCCUUGGCCCCGAUUUAGUUUUGUAUUAAAUUCAUCAACAAUUAUUGGGAUGUAAUAGUGUGAGUAGGAGGGGGUUCGAAAUUAUCAGAGGUAUAAUGGUAUGAAUGAAUGGAGCUUUCUGUUUACCUGUUUCUGGAAGUAUAUGACAGGUACACCAAUCCAUCUCGAACCGAACUUGGCAGUUAAACUCUAGUGCAGUGAUGAUACUUUAGGGAAUGGUCCUACAGAAUAAUAGCUUGAUGACACCAUGACAAUGAAAAGAAACUCUAAUUCUUAUUACUUUUCAAUAUUCAAUGUCGACAAAGGAAAAGAAAAAUGAAAAUGUACGUCUUGGUUUGUAAUGUUGUUGGAUGUUUCUUAUUCUGGAUUUUGGGAGAUGUACCAUCCUUGAGUCAUGUGUUUCGUUUUGUAUUUCUUUAAACGAUUAUUUUGUCCUAGUAGUUUCGGGUUGGUUUUGA
This is a messenger RNA of Cucumis sativus (cucumber), 2833 nucleotides long. Its product is annotated as nuclear/nucleolar GTPase 2. The transcript has 12 exons. Gene Ontology annotation, molecular function: GTP binding. Gene Ontology annotation, cellular component: nucleolus. Bases 248 to 1921 code for a protein of 557 amino acids. NCBI's taxonomy places the organism in Eukaryota, Viridiplantae, Streptophyta, Magnoliopsida, Cucurbitales, Cucurbitaceae. The record is from RefSeq and is a predicted model, not a curated record.